GGGACAGUUCCCUCUGCUUGCAGGUAGGUGCAAGUGUUUCUCUCCCACAAGUAGAGACAAUGGCAGCCCUCAGCUCUGUCCUGAAACAUCUGCUGCUAUUGCAGCUGCUGGGCCUCCAGGUGAUACUUUUUUCAGGCUUGGUUGUAAGUGCCCCUGAUGACUGCACCUUUCCUGAAAAGACGAACACAACCAUCAACCUCUCCGUCAAGGCAGAUUCCAACAUUUACAAAACCAAUAAAACUUACACAGUGACUUUUUCUCAGAAUGAGAACUUAUAUUCUGUGAUCCUGCAAGCUGUGGACAAGUACAACAAGUCAAUUGGCCAUUGGGAAAAUCCUGAUCACCUGUGCAAUGACUCUGUCUUCUACCAAGUGAAGAAUUUCAAUAGAACCAGCUUCCAGGCAAAUUGGACAUCCCCUCAUAACUCAGACAUCAAUGAAGUUGAAAUACGAGCCUUUACCUUCUAUUUCAACAAUGGAGCCACCUUCUCUUCAUUCAAACUGUUCAGAAAAGCAUCAACCCCAUGGCUAAUCACUCCCAAAAGCUCUGCCCAGACAGUCUAUAGCAAUUUAUUCAUUGACAUCAUUCAGUCCCUGUUCGUCUAUUUCAGCUGCAAACUGAUCUCCUAAAGAACCAUGUACUCUGGCACCAUUUACCUUCUUUUCCUCUUGAGCCAAGAUGUGAAGACCAUGUGAAUGAAUGUUCCACAUUGCCACAAUGUAUGACUGUUACAAUGUAAGUCUGACUGUAGCAGAGACAGAAAAUUCACUCCACACACAGUGCUAGGGAUCUGACAAUCCCACUAGAUGGUAAAAUUAAGCUAUGUAAAAUAGCCAAAUAGAUCUCUGGAACUGGAAAUUAGGCUUUUUCUUCUUCUAUCCAGGCAAGCCAGGUAAAAAAAAAGGCAUGGAUGAUAGCAGUAGCCAUUUGGCCAGAGUGUAAAUUAAGGUUGUUCCUGAAUUAUCACUUUGAUGGCCAACCUCACUCGCAUCCAAGCCUUACUUGGUGCCAAAUGAUUCCCCGGUAGCUUUGAAAGUCAUUGAAGGAAUGGCCAGGAGGGACAAAUUUCUGGUCCAAAUUUAUCCAGACUAUUUAAAAUGUUUUCAUUUGAUAGCAUUUUUAAUUUAUUGAGGAAGAAAGUAAAUGAGCUGAAAUCAGUCCUUCUGCUACUGGAAAACUCUCAUUUCCUUCAAACUGGCAGAUUUGUGAAGGGCAACAUAGGAAAAGACAAUGUUUGGCCAACCAGUCUGGAGAGAUAGAGAGAAAAGGCAGAGAAUGAUAAUUUUAAAAAUUAAUUUUUUUAUUUCCAAUUAAAUUUUUUUAAUAUUGUACCCCGUGAAUUAUAAGAAUAAACUAGAUAAAUUGAUACAAUAAAAAAAAUCCUAACAUAAUCCCCUAUUCAUUUUCACUUACAACAGAGAAUAUGACACCAAUUUCUUAUUUAUAAAUCAGGGCAUUAGGAAAGUGGAAUUGUGUAUUUUUUGGUUUCAAUGUUUGUUUUGGGGUUGUUUUUUAAGUUCAAGGCCAGAUACAAUGGUUGAUAAUAUCUCAACAAUCCUUUUCCUACACACCAGACUACUGGCCAUUUCCCCUUCCAAAUAAUUUUUUUAGGAAAAUUUGCGUAAUUUGUAUACAUAAAGAAGAUACAAGAAUCCUAAAAUCAAAUUUAUUACAAGCCAAAAACUCUUGUGCUAUAUAUUGAAUAAAGAUUUUUGUUUUCGUUUAACAUAUGCUACAAAUGAUCAGAUUUCUUUCAUAACCUAAUAAACCAUCAUUCUUUUCCA
Antechinus flavipes (yellow-footed antechinus) is the source of this 1784-nucleotide messenger RNA. RefSeq names its product placenta expressed transcript 1 (gene PLET1). The record is from RefSeq and is a predicted model, not a curated record. NCBI's taxonomy places the organism in Eukaryota, Metazoa, Chordata, Mammalia, Dasyuromorphia, Dasyuridae. Gene Ontology annotation, cellular component: external side of plasma membrane; apical plasma membrane. Bases 60 to 629 code for a protein of 189 amino acids. Gene Ontology annotation, biological process: positive regulation of cell migration; wound healing, spreading of epidermal cells; negative regulation of cell-matrix adhesion. The transcript has 4 exons.